Molecule: messenger RNA, 733 nt
Organism: Suillus paluster
Lineage: Eukaryota; Fungi; Basidiomycota; Agaricomycetes; Boletales; Suillaceae
Exons: 1
Coding region: 139-615 (158 amino acids)
Source: RefSeq, a predicted model, not a curated record
UGGCACGAGCUGAGCAACCGUGGCAGGAUCCUGGACAGGGGGAGUAACAGAACUGGAAGAUGGCAUGGGCGAACCGGGCGUACUCGACGGAGGCAGAGGCACGUGAGAUGCGGAGGUGGAUCACGCUUCCUCGCAGUGAUGACAGGAGCAGGUAGACGCUUAUCGCUGUCCGGCUUGUUUCCAGCUUCGCAUUCUACGUCUCCUUAUUCGGCUGAUUGUUGUCCGUGUUUACAGGUUCACUCCAUCUCGCCGAUGCUCGCCGGUUUGGCACGUAUCACUGAGGUUUGUCGCCGCCGUCCUCACCCGGAUCGGAUGAACCUCCACUGGAUGAUGAUGAUCCUAGAUGGGACGUCGGUCCGACUCCAUGCUUCGCGUGCAACUCUAAGAACUUCCUCGUCUCGGUACCCUGUACCCUAUCAUCCCUUACUAGCACCGCUGAUCAUGUCCACACACAGCCUCUUAACGCUCGAUCUUCUAGGCAGAAACGCUCCCAUAAAUGUCUACGACGCAACCAGUGAAUGGUUCACAGCAUUCGCUUCAAAACGACAUCAAUGCAAUCCUCCACAUCUAUCAACCGGAUCCUCGCGCUCACUUGGGAUCUCCGCACAUUUGUAAAAGACCCACCAUCGAGCGUAUUUUGCGCUAGGCUAGCAGAGACUGCAUUACCCAAGAUCAAGAUUCUCCUGCACCUACAUGAAAAAAGUUAGAGAAGGUCUAGGGGCUGGAGUCGCUU